Molecule: messenger RNA, 668 nt
Organism: Aedes aegypti (yellow fever mosquito)
Lineage: Eukaryota; Metazoa; Arthropoda; Insecta; Diptera; Culicidae
Exons: 3
Coding region: 54-605 (183 amino acids)
Biological process (GO): septate junction assembly
Source: RefSeq, a predicted model, not a curated record
UUGAAUUAAUUAAGACGUUUCGUUCGCGUCGUCCUCCUCCGGAGAAAUUCGGGAUGCCUGAGAAUAAUAGUUUAGUGCCUCCGCCAAGGAUUCACCAUUCACCAGUGCCCUCGCCGCCUUCUUCUGUUCAACAGCAGCAGCAACAGACGCCCUCACCCGUAUCGUGUCCUUAUCAUGCAGCUAACGGAACUCUGGUUUCCGCAUUUGGGUCCACCAGUUCUGGCAGACCGCCGCUGUCGAUAAUCAAAUUCCUCGAAUUGUGUCUGGCCGUCGCUUGUACUGUCCUCCACUACUACAGUUUUGAUGAUGGCGAUCUCGUGACGGGGUUCUUGGCAACUGGUACAUUUUGUGGAUACAUAGUAAUCCUGACUACGGUUAUGGUUGGCUACUUGAUGAAGGCGCACAUCCACCGGCGUCUGAAUCUGUUCUACAGCCUGCUGGGAUGCGCUCUGUUUCUCACGGCGGGCAUUUUCAUCAUCGAAGCCUGGGAGCACGCCUUCCGGACGCGAACCCGGGAUCUGGCCAUCACUAAGGGCUCGAUAGCCAUCAUCAACGGGGUCAUCUUCCUGAUGGAUACGAUUUUCACCUUUCGCGAACGAAAGUAGAGAGCACGAACGCGCUUCCAGAUAAUGAGUACAAAUAAACGGCAAUAAAUUUUCCCAUGAUAA